AGCAGAGCUUCUGGUAGUGGGAGCUGCACCUCCGCCGCAGUCUGUACUCUGCCCUGCCUCUUCUUUCUCCUGACCAGCACACCUGACAGACAGCGACUCUUCAAGCCCAAGGAGGGUUCCUUCUCGUUUAUUUUCUACAUAAUCAGAAGGGGGUACUAGAAACCCCAACAAGGCGUGAUGAUGGCUGUCGAAACCCAAGCGCAAUAUACCACCUCUUAUAUGAUGAACGAGGAACACCAGUACAUGACGCCAGAGGAUGAGUGGGACAGGGACCUACUGCUGGACCCCGCCUGGGAGAAACAGCAGCGAAAGACUUUCACAGCUUGGUGUAACUCCCACUUGAGGAAGGCAGGGACACAGAUCGAGAACAUAGAGGAUGACUUCAGGAAUGGUCUCAAGCUCAUGCUGCUGCUGGAGGUCAUCUCAGGUGAGAGACUGCCCAAACCUGACAAAGGCAAGAUGCGUUUCCACAAGAUCGCCAACGUGAACAAAGCCCUGGACUUCAUCUGCAGCAAGGGAGUCAAGCUGGUGUCCAUCGGAGCUGAGGAGAUCGUUGACGGUAACACAAAGAUGACUCUGGGAAUGAUCUGGACCAUCAUCCUGCGCUUCGCCAUCCAGGACAUCUCCGUGGAAGAGACCUCUGCUAAAGAGGGUCUUCUUCUAUGGUGCCAGAGGAAGACUGCCCCCUACAGGAACGUUAACGUGCAGAACUUCCACAUCAGUUGGAAAGAUGGCCUGGCACUGUGUGCCCUGAUCCACAGACACAGACCUGACCUCAUUGACUACUCCAAACUGAAAAAGGAUGACCCCAUCGGUAACCUCAACACUGCCUUCGAGGUGGCUGAGAAGUACCUGGACAUCCCCAAGAUGCUUGAUGCUGAGGACAUUGUGAACACCCCCAAGCCUGAUGAGAAGGCCAUCAUGACCUACGUGUCCUGCUUCUACCACGCCUUCGCUGGUGCUGAGCAGGCUGAGACAGCAGCUAACAGGAUCUGUAAAGUGCUGGCUGUGAACCAGGAGAAUGAGAAACUCAUGGAGGAGUAUGAGAAGCUGGCCAGUGAGCUGCUGGAGUGGAUCCGCAAAACCAUCCCGUGGCUGGAGAACCGCACGGCGGAGCAUCACAUGAGAGCCAUGCAGCAGAAGCUGGAGGACUUCAGGGACUACCGCCGCGUCCACAAGCCGCCCCGCGUCCAGGAGAAGUGUCAGCUGGAGAUCAACUUCAACACCCUGCAGACCAAGCUGAGGCUGAGCAACCGGCCCGCCUUCAUGCCCUCUGAGGGAAAGAUGGUCUCGGACAUAGCCAAUGCCUGGAAGGGUCUGGAGCAGGUGGAGAAGGGAUAUGAGGAGUGGCUUCUUACUGAGAUCAGACGUCUGGAGAGACUGGACCACCUGGCUGAGAAGUUCAAACAGAAGUGUUCCCUGCACCAGUCCUGGACCUCAGGUAAGGAGGAGCUGCUGUCCAUGAAGGACUAUGAGUCGGCCUCUCUGAUGGAGAUCAGGGCUCUGAUGAGGAAACACGAGGCCUUUGAGUCUGACCUGGCCGCCCACCAGGACAGAGUGGAGCAGAUUGCUGCUAUCGCACAGGAGCUCAAUGAGCUGGACUACCAUGAUGCGUCCUCAGUGAACACCCGCUGCCAGGGCAUCUGUGACCAGUGGGACAACCUGGGUACCCUCACCCAGAAGAGAAGGGACUCUCUGGAGCGUGUGGAGAAACUGUGGGAGACCAUCGACCAGCUGUACCUGGAGUUCGCCAAGAGGGCGGCGCCCUUCAACAACUGGAUGGAUGGAGCCAUGGAGGAUCUGCAGGACAUGUUCAUCGUCCACAGCACCGAGGAGAUCCAUUCUCUGAUCACAGCUCAUGACCAGUUCAAGGCCACCCUGCCAGAGGCUGAUAAGGAGCGCAUGGCCACCAUGGGCAUCCAGAGUGAGAUCGUAAAGAUCGCUCAGACCUACGGCAUCAAGCUGUCAGGAGUCAACCCCUACACCAACCUCUCACCCCAGGAUAUCACCAACAAGUGGGAGACCGUGAAGCACCUUGUUCCUCUCAGGGACCAGAUGCUGCAGGAGGAGGUAGCCAGACAGCAGGCCAACGAGAGGCUGAGGCGCCAGUUCGCUGCCCAGGCCAACAUUAUCGGACCCUGGAUCCAGACUAAGAUGGAGGAGAUUGGUCAUGUGUCUGUGGACAUUGCUGGGUCUCUAGAGGAACAGAUGAACAGCCUGAAGCAGUAUGAACAAAACAUUAUCAACUACAAGUGUAACAUUGACAAGCUGGAGGGAGACCACCAGCUCAGCCAGGAGUCCCUCAUCUUCGAUAACAAGCACACCAACUACACCAUGGAGCAUAUCCGUGUGGGCUGGGAGCAGCUCCUGACCACCAUCGCCCGCACCAUCAACGAGGUGGAGAACCAGAUCUUGACCCGCGACGCCAAGGGCAUCAGCCAGGAGCAGCUCAACGAGUUCCGUGCCUCCUUCAACCACUUCGACAGGAAGAGAAACGGCAUGAUGGACCCAGACGACUUCCGUGCCUGUCUCAUCUCCAUGGGUUACGAUCUGGGUGAGGUGGAGUUUGCCCGCAUCAUGACGCUGGUGGAUUCCAACAACACUGGAGUGGUCACCUUCCAGGCCUUUAUCGACUUCAUGACCCGCGAGACAGCCGAGACAGACACAGCCGAUCAGGUCAUGGCCUCUUUCAAGAUCCUGGCCUCAGACAAGUCCUACAUCACGGUUGACGAGCUACGCAGGGAGCUGCCCCCAGAGCAGGCAGAGUACUGCAUCAGCCGCAUGACCAGGUACAUUGGAGCUGACGGCCCAGCCGGAGCCCUCGACUACAUCUCCUUCUCCAGCGCUCUCUAUGGAGAGAGCGACUUGUAAACCCCCUCUCCUCCUCCUCUUCCUUUUCUCCUUCCUUUAUCUUCCCCCUCUCCUGUAUGGAGAGAGCGACUUGUUUCCCUCCUCUCCCUUCUCCUCUCCUCCUCUUUCCCCUUACUUGUCCUCCCUCUAUCCUCCUCCUCUCAGUCAUCUGAAGUUUCCCUCAUUUUAAACCUUCCUCCAUGUUGUCCACACUUCCCAGAGAGGAAGAGACUCACCAUGUCCUGUUUAGGUCUGUCUGGAUAUCUUACUGUUUAACUGUCAUCCCUCUCUCAUUCAUACUGUCAUCUGUACUGCACCAAGUGCCUGAUGAGCCAGAACACCUGCAGUCACACGAUAAUCCGCUUCACACUAGCCUUCAGUAUGAUCAACAGGACAGAGAGAUCACAAAGGAAGAACAGAAAUAAAGAAAAAUACUAAAAUGGUUGAACAUUAGCAGAGUAUUGGAGCACAGCCCCUCUGGCCCUACACUCUUAGGAAAAAGGGUUCCAAAAGGGUUCUACCUGGAACUAAAAAGGGUUCUUCAAAGGGCUCUCCUAUAGGGACAGCUGAAUAACCCUUUUAUAGGUUCCAGAUAUCACCUUUUUUCUAAGAAUUUACACCUGUCCUCUCAGAAUAUUAAAAUAUGUUUUGGUAAAAUGGCUUUACAAAAAUGUGCAAUCUGAUUGGUUGGUUAUGUAUUGUUGCAGAUGCAUAUUGUGUUUAUACUGUAGUGGAAAUGCUGUCCAAUCUGAUUGGUUGGUUAUGUAUUGUUGCAGAUGCAUAUUGUGUUUAUACUGUAGUGGAAAUGCUGUCCAAUCUGAUUGGUUGGUUAUGUAUUGUUGCAGAUGCAUAUUGUGUUUAUACUGUAGUGGAAAUGCUGUCCAAUCUGAUUGGUUGGUUAUGUAUUGUUGCAGAU
Messenger RNA from Oncorhynchus nerka (sockeye salmon), 3766 nucleotides. RefSeq names its product alpha-actinin-3-like. Gene Ontology annotation, molecular function: calcium ion binding; actin filament binding. The coding region runs from base 178 to 2871 and encodes 897 amino acids. The transcript has 22 exons. Gene Ontology annotation, biological process: actin cytoskeleton organization; muscle cell development. NCBI's taxonomy places the organism in Eukaryota, Metazoa, Chordata, Actinopteri, Salmoniformes, Salmonidae. The record is from RefSeq and is a predicted model, not a curated record. Gene Ontology annotation, cellular component: cell projection; cell junction; cortical actin cytoskeleton.